Messenger RNA from Xyrauchen texanus (razorback sucker), 8540 nucleotides. RefSeq names its product THADA armadillo repeat containing (gene thada). The transcript is spliced from 38 exons. Bases 134 to 5917 code for a protein of 1927 amino acids. Gene Ontology annotation, biological process: tRNA methylation. Gene Ontology annotation, cellular component: cytosol. NCBI's taxonomy places the organism in Eukaryota, Metazoa, Chordata, Actinopteri, Cypriniformes, Catostomidae. The record is from RefSeq and is a predicted model, not a curated record.
GGAAUUGACGUGUCACACGUGUGUGUUGUGUUGCUUUGUGGAGCCACGGUGUAGCCUACAUGUAGCAUUGAGCAUUUUAACCGGUGUCUGCUUUAUUUCAAGUUAUUGUUGAUGGCUUAGAUAUUACCGUAACAUGGUUGUGAAGAAGAAAGCUCCUAAAGUCGAGGCAGUGGCCCUGGAUGGUGUCAAGCUGAAGAGCCUGAGAGAUGCCCUGUCUGUGGCAGGGGAUAUUGGAUCCACACAACUCGCUCAGGUGCUGAAGGACAGUUUAUCCUCCUCUGACCCUGUAGAGCAGAUCCAGUUAGUCUCUAAGGCUGGUUCUAUGUUGGAGCAGUUAAAAAAGGACGAGUCCCCUUUCGAUCCUUUACUGCAGGCCUGCCUGAACACACUAGCAUUCAUACACACCAACCUGCCAGCCAAGAACCCAUUGAAGAGAGCCGUAGCAAGUGCACUAAGUAGUGGCCCAGACUGGCUUCAGGAGCAGACGGUUGCAUGUCUGUCAGAGUGCCUGUCUUCAUCUCUCUCCUCUGGAAGCAUAGAUCAGUACUCUCACCUAACAGAUUGCAUCACUUCCUGUCUGGAUGGCUUCCCAAUUGGUGAGAAAUGCAUUCAUCGUUUGAUAACAGAAGUCCUCCAGUUUUUCCAGAGGGCCUUGAGUUAUUAUGUGGAGAAGAAUAGUGGUCUGGCUGGUCGUCACGUUGCUCAGGCUCAGUUGAUGCAUUCUUGUCUAGCGGUUGUGAAGACCUCAAUGCUGGUGGUCCAAAGAUCUCAAGAGCCCAUUAGUGCUGCACUACUUUCAACUUCAAGUCAAUGUGAUCUACAGCAAACGCUCAGUGGACUGCUGAACUGCUAUACAUGUAUCUUGACUGACGAGGAGUUUGUUCAGUCAGUCCAGAGCAUUGCUGGUAUGGCUGUUGUUUUGCUCAUCAGAUCUGUUAUGGGGAAUGGUGAUGAUGUGUCUGUCUUGGUUGCAGGUCUCCUGCAGUGUACAGUGGGGACAGGCAAUACUGCCCCUGAGUGGUUGAGCCAGAGCUGUGCAGGACUGUUUGAAAGCGGCAGGCCAGCAGCAGUAGCUCUGUAUCUGAGUCAUGGAGCUCUGGCUAUGCUCAGCUGGAAAGGAAGGACUCUCGGCCCACAGGCAGAGAAACUGCUACUGCUCAUACCUGAAGUGCUCCUGUCUUUAGAUAUAAGAGUGAAGGAGUCCAGCACGGUGAUGGUAGUAGCUCGAGUUUUGACUCUUUGGAGUGGCGCUGCGGUUGACUGCGUCCAGGUGGACACCUGCCCCACUCUCCUUCGCCUCUCUCUGGUUGGAGACUCUCCUCUAACCACACGCCUCCAUCACCACAUCUACACCUACUGGGAGCACCCGCUGGAUGGGGUCCGUCACCAAACACGCUCUCUUUUUCAAAACCUCCUUGUUCUCCACCAGCAUUGCAGUGAUUACAAGUCCAAUCCCAUCAGUGACCCUUACAUCACCCAGCUCACCCGGAACCUUCUAGCACUGGAGUGGCACAUGAAAGGGAAGUAUGGUACUUUAGCCUGUCUGGUGGAGCAUUUAGAAGCGGAGUAUCUUCUAAAGCUUGAUGCUGGUCUGCCAUCCAGACUGCUGGUUCUGAUGGGGGAUCAGACAGUAGCACCUUACGCCAGUGAUCUGCUGGAGAAGCUGUUUGUGAGUCACAAGGCUCAGCUGUGUGCCCGCUUUGGGGAUGGGCAUACCUGGUUGGAUGGGUGGCAUGAGACUUGGGUUUCUCCUCUGCUGCAGAUACUGUGCACAGCCCGACUGGAUCAAACCACAUAUAUACUAGACUACUUCCUACCAAAGCUGUUACGCUGCAACCCCUCCAGCCUUAGUCACAUGGUACAGGCACUGCAGGAGAUGCCAUCUUGCAAAGAGGGGUUAGCUGGUAGCAGAGGUGCACUGGGUGCUCUGAUGACGUGUCUGCGUGCUGCCAGAGCUCAGGGUGUUCUCAAGUCUAUAGAGGAGGAGUUGUGGGGCACCCUGGUACCCCUACCGCUUAUGCAACUGGCACUGGUGCACAAACAUGAUCAGGUGCGAAUGGAUGCUCUGGGUUUGGUAUGUGAGAGUCAUCGCAGCACAGAAACUCUCUCCAGACAGGAAAUGGAGCUGAUCCGCCACUUCCUGCCCUUUAAUCUGAAUACCCAAUCACCAGGAGUAAGGCAGCAGACGGUCAGUCUGUUAAAGAAGCUCUUGUGUAGGGUGAAGGAUAGUGCUCAGCUACUGCACAAAAGAAUGGAUCAUCAUCGGAACGACAACGAUCAACAAGUCCUCAACAUGUACCAGGAGUUCCUGUGCUGGUUCUGUGAGACCCUGUUCCAGGUGCUUCACCCAGGAGCCUCGUUCUCCAGGUGUCUGAUGGCUCUGCACCUGCUGGGGCUAAUCGCUGAACAUUUCACCUUCAACACUGGCUCUGUUGGUUUUACUCUUGGUGAGUCAGUGAGUGAAUCUCAUGCUCAAGCUGUGCUGUGCUGUCUCGCGAGCAACUUUCUAGAGGUGAAAGAGCUUGCCUGCAACCUCUUACAAAAACUGCCCCCCACAGCAGUGCGACUCCAGGAGCCGGAGAGACUGCAGAAUUUGCUGCAGGUGGCUCUGGAUCUCAGCACCAGCACUAAACCCUUUGACAGCGUAACUGCUGCUCACCUUCUCAACCUGCUGCUCCAUCAGCAGGGCCUCCAGGACGCUUUACACAGCUGUAUGCAGAAGCAAGAAGCCCUGCUCCAGCCACCAGCACUGAUCCAGUCAGAGACAUCUGAAGCUUCUAUACUGGAGCAGAACACACUUGCAGUGGUGCAUUGGCUGAUGGUUUGUCUGAAGGAAGAGAUUCGGAAGGCUGAGUCGUCUCUUCUGCGGGCCGCUGCCUCCUGUCCUUUAUAUGGCAGAGCUCACUGUAUCACUGCAGUCCUGCAACAGCUCAACACUGGAUCACUGGUGCUGCUGUCUCAGUGGAGGGUUGUCGUGUCAGAGCUCAUAGCUCUGUGCUACAUGAUGUCUGAUGUCGUGUCGCCUGUGGUUCAGAGCUCUUCCCCUGAGGGCCUCAUUCCCAUGGAUACAGAGUCUGAGACCUCUGCUGGCCUGCAGAGAAUCCUGCAGGAGAUCCAGCCUCAUGACACCAAUGACUUUUUCACCAGUGCCAGAGAGCUUGACUCCAAUGAGAGCAAGCAGAAGGAGGAUAAACAAAAAUCCAGCAACAAUGGUAGUGGUAAUGAAGAAGCAUUUCGAGUCACAGCUCAGAUGGUGUUGGUGUGUUGCUGGAGGUCCAUGAAAGAGGUGUCCAUGUUACUUGGUCAUGUGUGUCAGAUCAUGCCUCUGAGCUCUCCUCAUACACACACUGACAACCGAGGAGUCAUCACAGAGGAGCAGGUGAAGGCUGUAGGGAAGUAUUUUCGGGAGCAGUUACUGCAGUCUCGUCACAGGGGGGCAUUUGAACUGGCAUACGUGGGCUUUGUUCGGCUCACUGAGAUGCUCUGCAGGAGUGGAAGUGCUAUGCUCCAGCAGCUCCCAGCACACUGGCUGAAGGAAGUUCUCGAGGAGGUGAAGUGCAGCGACCCCUCCUCUAAACUCUGUGCGACCCGCCGCAGUGCAGGAAUACCUUUCUAUAUCCAGGCCCUGCUGUCAUCUGAACCCAAGUCCUCCAGCUGUAGACUUCUGAAGAUGACUAUGAGAUCUCUGACAACAUUGGCCAUGCCCUCUGAUGAUGGAGCUACUGAUAGCAGCACAGUGCCUCAGGUCCACGCUCUGAAUAUCCUGCGGGCUCUGUAUCGAGAUACACGUCUGGGAGAGAACAUUGUGCCUUUUGUGUCAGAGGGCAUGCAAGCUGCAAUUCUGGGGUUCACCUCUCCUGUGUGGGCUGUAAGGAACUCCUCGACUCUUUUGUUCAGCACUCUCAUUACAAGGAUAUUCGGGGUAAAGAAAGGAAAGGAUGAACACUCCAAAAAGAACAGGAUGACAGGCAGAGAGUUUUUUACUCGUUUUCCCACCCUCUAUCCUUUCCUCCUCAGUCAACUACAGGAAGCUGCAGCUUCAGUCAACAGUGAUUCAGGGCAGGUCAAACUGCACCCCAGUCUUUUCUUGUUGUUGUUGGUUUUGGGACGUCUCUACCCAUCGCCUAUGGAUGGUUCAUCCUCCCCUCUGGGUUUAGCUCCCUUCAUGCCCUUAAUCAUCAGGUGUGGUCGAUCUGCUGUAUACCGUACUCGUGAAAUGGCCGCGAGAGCCCUGGUUCCAUUUGUUCUGGUGACUCAAGUUCCCUCCACCAUCCAGACUCUACUGGAGGAGCUGCCUCAAGAACCUGGACCAGGAAUCCAACAGAACCACAUCCAUGGAACAUUGCUGCAGGUGCUAUCGCUGCUACGUUCCUACCUGACAGACACACACAGACCCCAGUCUGGAAGUGAGGAGGACUGUGACAUCUCUCAUGCCCUGUUUCCACGGCUGUGGCUUGCCACAAGACGGAAUCCAUGUUUGGUGACACGUGGUGCAUUUCUAGACCUGCUGGGCUGUCUUUGUGGUAAUCUUUCUGUUCCUGUCUCAGAUUCUCAGCUGAAGAAACUACGUGUUGAAACUCUGCACAUUCUGAUGGUCUCAGAACUUGUGGCUACCGAAGGACCACGUGAGAUAAAUGUAUCAGUUCCUGGCGUUACACAGUACCUGCAGAGUCUGGCUCAUAUAGCCAUCAGCAUCUGUGUGGAAUCGCCUCAUCUGUGGGAGUGUCCUGAUUCUGACGGGUUACAGAGAGAUCUCCUGACAUGUAUGCUGCAGUCCCAGCACUAUGAGGUUCGACUGUUUGCACUGGAUCGGCUCCUCAAGAGACUUCAGAGGACACAGGAAGAGUCUCAACAUGGGGGUCAGGGCCUCUUGCUCUUUAACCUUGGUGUGUCCAGCCUAACCCACAUGGCCCUGCAUGAGACAUACCCUGGGUGUCAAGCCAAGGUUUUACAGGUUCUUGCUGCCCUCCCUCUGUCCUCUCUCCUGCCCUGGAGAGAUGGGACAAUGUCUCUGAGCUGUCAGGAGGUUCUUGAGCAUCUCAUCACACUGACUGAGACCUCUAAACACAGUGUGGAGCUGUACUGUGCAGCUCUCUCUCUAACGUCCCAACUGGUGGUGCACCUGGCUGAAUCAACGCUGCAGCUCAGUGAGGAUGCAGUAGCCUGCUUAAGUCAAUGGGGGGCGUUGGUCAUGCAGGGCUGUGGUGAGGAGCAACCUGUAGAGGUCAAACUGAUGUCAGCAGAGGUGCUGGUGAAGGCCACCCCCACCUUACUGACAGCACCAGCACUGCCUCUGGGUAUCACACACACUGUGGCAUUAUGGAGGAGUCUCUUUAUAUUAUUACAGGAUGAAGAUCAGGACGUGAGGGACAGAGCUGCUGAUUUCACCUGCUAUAUCCCAGCCCACUUACUCAACAAAGGUGUUGCUUUGGGUGCAGUCUCUCCUCCUGUUGCCCUGGAGAUGGGGGUGGGUGUUCUGUGCCAGCUGUUCCAGAUGUGGGACCAGGUGUCUGCUGGCAUUGUAAACUUGAUAGAAUGGCUCCUGGGAGAUGAACAGUUGGAAACAAUUUCUGAGGAGUCACCUGAACUGGAUGAAGAGUUCCUUUUUGAGAAGGGAGAUCUCAACCUGUGGGCAGAGCAUAUGGUAUGGGCACGAAUGUUGCAUGGACACCUUUCUGCCCUCUUAAGUGUGCCACUCUCCCCUGGCGUGAGCCCUGCAGAGCUGGACAGAUUAGCAGCCAUUGCAAACCACAAUGCCCUGGCUGUUCAACAAGCAAUGAAAACCCUCCCUACACUGCCCCAGUUUUCAGCCACUAUUGAGUAUGCCAAGAUAGUGUUGCUACAAGAGAGAACCUCACUCACUCAGAAUGUUCAAAAAACACUGAGACAAGCUGACACGUCUCAGAUGAAUUUGUAAAAUACAGCUAUUAGUAGUAUAUUAUGAACCUAUUUUAAUCUCAUAGUGGAUUUCCUGUUUAAGAGAAGUGUGCACUGGCAUGACAUUGACGGCAAACUUUUUUAAAUGAAAUAAAGUGGUUUAAUUACAAUCAAUUGACUGUUUGCUUACUACAAUUGUGUGUAUGUUUGUGGGUAUACUUACAAGUAUUUAUUCUUUUGGAUACAUUUGUAACUUGAAGUUGGUCAAAUCUGACAAAAAAUAUGAAUCUAAACCCUCAAGAAGUUGGUUGAGAAAAUGUCAAGUGUACACGUCUGCAAAUUCUAGGUAAAGGGUGACUACUUUGAAGAUGCUAAAAUAUAACACAGUUUUGUUUUAGUUUUGUUUUUUUUUUUGGUGCCAGGCUGGCAGGUUUGAGUAUUUCUGUAGCUGCUGAUCUCCUAGGAUUUUAAAACACAACAGUCUCUAGAAUUUACUCCGAAUGGUCCCAAAAACAAAAAACAUUCAGUGAGCAGCAGUUCUGCAGAUAGAAAUGCCUUGUUACUGAGAGGUUAAUAGAGAAUGGCCAGACUGGUUCGAACUGACAAAGUCUACAGUAACUCAGAUAACCGCUCUGUACAAUUGUGGUGAGACGAAUAUGAUCUCAGAAUCCUAUUCUUAGAUGCGGGUUUUGGCCCAGAAAAGGGACCAACACAAUAUUAGACAGGUGGUUUUAAUGUUGUGGCUGAUCGGUGUAUACAGCUAUAUUUCAGUAAGACAUAGUAUAUGGGGGAUUAUUGGCUGUUUAUGAUUGAGGGCCAAACUAAUCUAAAUGAAAUAAUUAUAUAUUACUUUGAAAAAGGGCUUGGAAAAGUAACUUAUUAAUUUCUUUAUUUAAUAGUUGAAUAUGUAGUGCGUAAAAAAAAAAAAAAAAAAAAAAGAUUAAUGCAAUUAAAACCGUGUGAGAGAAACCCAGCAUGACGGACAGAACAGCUGCCAGAGAAAAUAAUAGUUUUGAGAUUUCAGCAUUCUUCAGCAUUUAAUUUGUUUUAUAUCCGUAUGUGAAGUAUCUAAUAAUCUAUUGUCAAUAAGUCUUACUAAUAAAGCUUGAAUCUGCCCAUUCAGUGAAAAAAAAAAAUAUAUACUGGAAAGUGGCAGAUUUUGCCCAACUUUUAAUUACAGCAUGUCCACCGAUUUUUUUUAAUAAAUUUGUUAUGUAUAAUAUUAUGUGUUUAUAAUCAGCUUUUUAUACUAAAAACAAUAGAAGUCUAUGGGAUGUCCAAAUUUAAAUUGCGAAGUAAACGUUUUGUGUUUGUGGGGUUUAACUUGGUGUGUGUGUGAGAGAGAGAGAGAGAGAGAGAGAGAGAGAGAGAGAGACGAAAGGAGAGAGCAAGACACCAGCCAUUGUCUUUCAUGAAGUUGAGAAGUGUUAUCCCAACUGUAAUCUGUCGAGCCAUUCAUCCGCGCUUUCCUCACAAGAAAUAGUGAACGACACUGUUCCCUUUCAAGCAGCAUUUAACCAUAGGCAACACUGAAAAUCUGACACUUUAUGAUUAUUUUUCUCGGCUGUAUCCAUUUUCACACGUUGUGUGCGCUAUUUGAGCUUUUAAAGCGCAUGUGAGCUAUGUAGUAUAACGCUCCUCCUGCAUACACUACGCAAUCACAACACAACAGUCUGGUUUCCGGAACAGACAGCUGUGCUGCCUUCAGGGGUUGUAAUGUUCCCCGUGUAAUGUAAAAUGACUUCAUGUUUUGGAAUGUCAGCAGCCCAUUCCUGUAACACACACACACACACACAAAGAGAGAGAGAUUGGGUAAAAUAACAUAUGUACAGUGUUGUUCUCCGGUUUUAGGGUUUGUUUUUCUAUUUAAUGCAUAUAUUUACUUUACGGAAAACUUGGAGUCGACUCAUUCAUUUUUUUGUAAUGCAAGAGGGCCGCUUGAGAUAUCUAUGGAAAACGACAGGAAAAACACACAGGGCACUGUGAAGUUAAUUUACAUGUGUUCUAGUUAUGCCACUAGGUGUCGUCUGAUCCUUUCUUUUCGACCAUAUGUGCUGAGAACGUUAGGGGGCAGUACUGUAUCGCUUUGGCUACUUUUGAAACUGACUGGUAUCUUGGAUAUGCAUUUUGAGUUCUCGGUUAAGGCUACAAAUAAAAAAAAAUAUGGAUAUUAAAAAAUAGGUUAAUACAUUUCAGCUCUACAAUGUAUUAAUUAACUCUUAAUAAUAGUACAAAAAAAUGUAUAAGCAGUGGAGCUUUCUUACAUGCUCAAAAGUCAAAUCAGCUUUGCAAAGCGUCUUGGUUUCUCACUCCAUGCAUCAGAUUUGGCACAACUUCAAAGUUUGCUAUUGGCCUAUAUUUUGCAAUCGCACUAAACAUUUCCUCAUCAGAGUGACCAGUCUCAAACACUGUGUGCGUGCCUUAAUCUUGUGCACAGUUGUAACCAAUCUACAUAGUGUUGCAAUAUAUGUAUUAUUAAUCCCACUGAAACCAAGUAAUUAGUUUGUCCACUGUAGUAGGCCAGAAUUGUGUGUUAAUAUUUCUGAGAUCAUGUGUCACUGUUUGUUUCAGUGUUUCAUAAAUAGGACGUCAUAUGUUUUUCUGAAGAUUUUUUGGGGGGUGUGGCCAAUCAUGACUGUAUGUCAGUCACAUAUAAUGUAUUA